Messenger RNA from Aphis gossypii (cotton aphid), 669 nucleotides. Its product is annotated as tigger transposable element-derived protein 1-like. The record is from RefSeq and is a predicted model, not a curated record. Gene Ontology annotation, molecular function: nucleic acid binding. The transcript has 2 exons. Lineage: Eukaryota; Metazoa; Arthropoda; Insecta; Hemiptera; Aphididae. Bases 1 to 669 code for a protein of 222 amino acids.
AUGCGAUCUCAGAAUAGAAACGUCCUAAUAUUUCUAGAUAAUGCUGCAUGUCACCCAAAGAUCGAACUAUCUAAUAAGAAAAUACUUAUGUUGCCCCCAAAUACCACAUCGAUCACCCAACCAAUGGAUCAAGGAGUGAUUUACACGUUCAAGUCCUACUAUCGUAAGUUUUUGCUACAAUCGUUAUUAUGUAAGAUUGAUAAUUGUUCUUCAGCUCAUCAGCUCGCUAAAUCAAUAAGUGUUUUGGAUGCAGUCAAUUGGAUAGCCCGGGUUCUUUCAAAUGAAGGAACCAAUACCAAUGGUAUAGAUUUACCAGAAAAUGCUUUGAACGAUAUUAAUGAGGAAUGCGUUAUAGCCAAUGUUGAUGUAGAAGAUUUUAUUACAUUUGACAGUAAAUUAGAGACGCACCAAACUUACGAUUCGGCGAUUUUUUUAGAAGAAGAAGAAAAAGAAGUAGAAAACGAUGAUAAUGAUGAUAGCGAGACCAAUGAUGAGCCAAAAAUAAAAGAUUUUAAAACUGCAAUCUCAUACUUAGAAGAAUUACAAAAGUUUUCAGCCACCAUUUCAAAUACAAAUCUAUUAGAACUUACAACAAAAGCCCGAGAAUGUGCUGAAAGUGCUGCUCUUAAACACAAAAAGCAAUCAAAUAUUAAAAACUAUUUUUCUUAA